AAGCUAAUUGAUGAGGAUGAUGAUAGAUUGGUGGUGUGUGAUGGUUGACGAAGGUGAAGGUUCACUGGGUUGGUGAAGUAGUGAGAAAUAGGCGUUGAUGGACUUGAGUUGCUACUUUUGAAUUAUAUGCAGAGUGAAAAUGGACUUGGCCUAGAAGCAACUAGGGCCAAACCACAAUAAAUUUCCCCAGUGACACCAUCCCAAAAUGUGUAAAUAUCCUAAUCAUUCACUCAGCAUAUUGUUGUUCAUGAAGGAAGAAAAAAUGUUGCACUUGUGAUUAUGAGUUUAACUGGAAGCUUCUUUUAUGUUUGAAACAUGGGUGUUGCUUUGGUACCCUUUUAAACGGGUUUGGGUACCCUUUCACAUGGAGCCAAUGAAGAGAUACCAUAAGUGAAUUGCUCGUCCACGUAGGUGGGGACCCUCUCGUUUUUCAGGGAUCCUUUUAUUUUCUUUCACAAUGGGUCCUCGACAGUGCCAAGUCUGCACCGAAGCUUUGUCCAAGUACAAGUGCCCUUCAUGCUACUUACCUUAUUGUUCUCUGGUCUGUUACAAGAAACACAAAGAAUUGCCAUGUGUCAAGCCGCAACCUUUGGAGGUCAUAACAACCGCUGUUCCAGAAUCACUUGUAGAAAAGACAUUAGUAGUUGAUGAAAGAAGUGAGGUGUUGCAAAAAUUCCAACUGGAGGCAAUAGCCUCUUCCAGGGAGAUUCGUGAUUCUUUGAAUGAUAAAGCCCUUCAAGAUUUAAUUUGUCGCAUUGAUUCUUCCUCAAAUGCAAAGGAUGAACUUGAUAAGGCUAUGGCAGAGGAGGCAUUUCGCUUGUUCACUGACAAGAUUUUAUCAACCAUCAAUCCCUAACUGCAAACACUGGUUGCUGAAAGGAGAAGUUGUGCAAUAUGAAAGGAGCCGCAGAUAGACCGUCCAAAUUUUGCUGGUUUUGGUUAAUAUUUCUUUUUCAUUUGUACAGUUUUUUGCUGUGAUUCAGCCUUUAAUAUAUGAAAAUUUUGAAUCUUCAUCGUGGCAUUGUAUUUAACUGAAUUUUGAAGUCCUGGUGAAUUGGUGUUUGUAUUGAUAAUGACAUGUGGUACGUGAACCAAGUUGGCUAUCUAAUAAUUGGAGAUGGAGAAAAUUAUAGGAG
Vigna angularis (adzuki bean) is the source of this 1136-nucleotide messenger RNA. RefSeq lists its product as uncharacterized. Lineage: Eukaryota; Viridiplantae; Streptophyta; Magnoliopsida; Fabales; Fabaceae. Gene Ontology annotation, cellular component: nucleus; pre-snoRNP complex. The record is from RefSeq and is a predicted model, not a curated record. The transcript has 8 exons. Gene Ontology annotation, biological process: maturation of LSU-rRNA from tricistronic rRNA transcript (SSU-rRNA, 5.8S rRNA, LSU-rRNA); snoRNA localization; box C/D snoRNP assembly. Bases 458 to 856 code for a protein of 132 amino acids.